Molecule: messenger RNA, 9304 nt
Organism: Homalodisca vitripennis (glassy-winged sharpshooter)
Lineage: Eukaryota; Metazoa; Arthropoda; Insecta; Hemiptera; Cicadellidae
Product: protein stoned-B
Exons: 14
Coding region: 1-3966 (1321 amino acids)
Biological process (GO): regulation of endocytosis; intracellular protein transport; synaptic vesicle endocytosis
Cellular component (GO): AP-2 adaptor complex; synaptic vesicle
Molecular function (GO): clathrin-cargo adaptor activity
Source: RefSeq, a predicted model, not a curated record
AUGGCGAAUCCAUUUUUAAUGGGAGAUUUAGAUGCUGGAGACACUCAAGUGUCUUCCAACAGCGCUAGUUUCAACCCCUUUCUCUCUGGUCCAAUGGAGUUUUCAAGUAAUGAAAUUGAAAACCCUUUUAUGAGUUCAUUGAAUAAUACAGCAAGUUCAAAUACUAACCCCUUUGCCUUUGCAGAGAGUGAUACUCAUACAACUACAGACUUCUUUAGUUCCCCAGCACAGGAUCUUGACAAUAUGCAGCCAUCAGUGCAAGACUAUGAGAAUAUAUUUUCAACGCCCGCCAAACCACAAGAAGCUAAUGGAGUAGUCAACGACUUUUUUGGAAGUUUUGUAGAAACUGAUCAAUCUAAACCGUUAUCCGCUGUUCCAAUAAGUAGUUCAGCUCGAUCAUCAAUAGAUCAAUCAUCUUUUCUGAUGGACAACAAUAUUAAUUUCUUUGGUUCAGACCCAAUUGAUCUGCCAACCAGUAGGGAAGGUUCUGGAACGAGCACACCAAAAGGAGCGCCGCCAAGAAGACCUCCACCGCCGGGUCUUCCACCUAGACCAGGACUUCCUCCUUCAAAAGAAACUAAAGACUUAAUACUAAGCGUAACAGGAGCAAUGGAAGCAACAUCUUCACAUUUACUUGACAGACUUCAAGCAACACGAACACCAAGUCCAACUCCUAUAAGAGACUUAAACUCACCUAGUCCAACACCUGACAUGUUUGGUGAUCUGUUAGGGGUUGACGAUGUACAUAAAGACCUCCCUCCACCAUCAUCUGUUCAAGAGGUUAACUUACUUGGUGACAUGGAAGACGACUUUCUUUCAACAACAUCUAUGCAACCCAGUCAAAUGGCUCCAAUAGACCCAGUACCUACCUCUGUGCCUCCAGUUGUUCCUGUAGCUCCUACAGCUCAAAUUACUCCUGUGCCUCCUACGACGACAGCACCACCACCGCGACCUCUUCCACCAAGACCGCCGGAAAGACCAAAGUUGCCACCGAACAUUCCACCGGUUCAAGAAAAUAUUAUUGAUUUCAACGAACCUCUACAGCAACCUCCAAUCUCUAAACAACCGGAUACUUCAUCUGUUAAUAUAAUUUCCUCUGUACAGCCCCAAGAAGUAAGAGACAUAUUUGAUUCACAGCCUUUGGAAGAAACCCCAGUUAGAAAUACAGAGCCUGAACUAGACUUCUCGUCACCUUAUGUUUCAGCAGAACCAUCAAAUGUUUUAGAUAAUAGUAAUACCACAGCUUUUACUGACACAGGGUUUGAGUCAAAUGGACCUUCAACGUUUACUUCGGUGUUUGAUUCUGAUAUUGAAUCGACGAAGAUUCCAGAAUCCUCGUCUAUUUUUGCAGCUGAAGUGGCAGAAGUCAAUACUGUGAUACCUGAGCCAAUAGUUACAUCUUCAGUAUUUGAAGAUACGCAACAGGAAUCUACUUUUCCGACUUCUCCAUUCGAUCAAAAUAUCAAUGGAGUUGAAGAUACGGGUUUUGUAGGAGGAUUUGAUUCGGAGAUGAAUGUGUCAGUGAGAGAAGUAUCGCCAGCUGUGACGGACAAUAACUUGGAUAACUCUGCUUUCAGUGUUCCUUCUUCACAAACGGACAAUAUGUUUUUUAACAAUGUAGACACUAUACCCUUCCAGAGUCAAGCUACUGACCUGUUCGCUCCAACAGAAACUGUCCUACACACAACGCCGGUCAUACCCUCCCAACCUUUCAACAUUUUCGGAGAGCCAGAGUCCUUCCCAAGUGCUAAACCUGUUGACGACUUUGACGCCUUUGCUGCAAAAUUUGAAAGUGCUGGUUUUGACGACAACAAGAAUACAACUGUGUCAUCUGACCCAUUCGAUCCGUUCAGUUCUUCGCAAUUUGGAACAGAUAAUGUACAAGGUGAUGCUUCAGUUGGUUUCGGGGCAGAAGACAACUUUGAUGCGUUUCUAGCAACACAGGAGCCCGCCACUGUCCUUCACACUACACCCAGGUUCAGCAGAGGAGCUUCGGCUGAGUCAGACGAGCACGAGAAUGACUUCAACGUCUUCAUUAAACCGAAACAGGCGGGAGAAAUGGGGAUUGCAGCUGAGGUCGGAGGAGUACUUCCGGCCUUGGCACCCCCGCCUCGCAGUCCCAUCAAUAAUGCCUUCCAGGACACCAGCCCUCGCUUCAACCCCUUCGACAAGACACAAGAGAUUCCCGCACAAGUCACUGACAAUAUUUUCGCACAAGCAGCAGUGUUGCCCGGAGAGGGUGAAAAAAUUCUUGAGAGGACGGAUUCCCAGGAGACGCCCCCCACACCACUGUUUGACGAGGAUGUUUCGCAGCCCCUGGAACCCUUCCCCAGGAUACACUAUGUGGGGUCCGGAUGGGAGAUGCAGCUGCGACAACCUAACAAAAAGAAAAUCACAGGGCAAAGGUUCUGGAAGAAGGUGUUUAUGAAGCUAGUGUACCAGGGGGAGAACCCAGUUCUUCAGUUGUUCAACAACAAGGAUGACAAGGAUCCUUUCCAAGAACUUCCUCUGCAGCCUUGUUACUCUGUGUCAGACAUCGGUGCACAGCAGUACGACAACUUCGGUAAGAUCUUCACGGUCAAGCUGCAGUUCAUAUUCUACAAGGAGCGGCCAGGUGUACGGCCAGGUCAGGUGACUAAGGCGGAGAGGAUAACCAACAAGCUGAGUCAGUUCGCCGCUUACGCAAUCCAGGGCGACUACCAGGGAGUUAAGGAGUUCGGAAGUGAUCUCAAGAAGUUGGGACUCCCGGUGGAGCAUGCUCCUCAGAUCUCGCAGCUGUUCAAGAUAGGUUCGCAGAACUACGAAGACAUGAAGCAGUUCAGUGUCUGCGUGGAGGAGGCGCUCUUCCGACUGCCAGCCCACCGAGACCGUGCCCUCAACUACAAGAUGGAAGAGGUACAAAUCACUGCGGUGGACGAGCUGUAUGUGGACCAGAACAGUACCGGUGGAGUCAUCCGACAGAUAGCCAGGGUCCGAUUGUUCUUCCUCGGCUUUUUGUCAGGUAUGCCUGAUGUGGAGCUGGGAGUUAACGACCUGGUAAGACAAGGCAAGGAGGUGGUGGGCAGACAUGAUAUCAUCCCUGUGGUGACUGAGGAGUGGAUCCGACUGGAGGCCGUGGAGUUCCACAGUUGUGUCCAACAGGACGAGUACGAGAGGACAAGGACAAUAAAAUUCAAGCCUCCAGAUGCCUGUUACAUCGAACUUAUGAGGUUCAGAGUGAGGCCGCCCCGUAACAGGGAACUACCCCUACAACUGCGGACAACCAUGUGUAUCGCAGGGAACAAGGUGGACCUGAAGGCGGACGUAUUAGUGCCUGGAUUCUCAAGCCGAAAGCUCGGCCAGAUCCCUUGCGAGGAUGUGGUCAUCAGGUUCCCGAUCCCGGAGUGUUGGAUAUACCUUUUCAGAGUCGAGAAGCACUUCCGCUACGGAUCUGUCAAGUCGGCACACAGGAGGACUGGGAAGGUGAAGGGAUUGGAGCGGUUUCUAGGAGCUGUGGACAACCUGGAGCCUCAGCUGAUGGAGGUUACCUCAGGACAGGCUAAGUACGAGCAUCAACACCGGGCGAUCGUCUGGCGCAUGCCAAGACUUCCCAAAGAAGGGCAAGGUGCAUACACUACUCACAACCUAGUGUGCCACAUGGCCUUGACCUCCUACGACCAGAUCCCCGAGGAGCUGGACAAGUACUGCUUCGUGGAGUUCACCAUGCCAGUGACGCAGGUGUCACACACCACCGUGCGCUCCGUGUCAAUCAGCAACAGUGACAGUGACUCUCCGCCAGAGAAGUACGUCAGGCAGCUGGCCAGGCACGAAUACAAGGUGGAGAUAGAAUUUACGCAAGCUGAGGGGCCAAAUGAUUAUAUUGCCGCCACCUCCAAACCCACCCCCGCUCCAGCUCCCACUCCAGCACCCAUCGUCGAGGAGCACACUCCUGCUGCGGCAGACAGUGACAGCGACUCAUCUAGCUAAGCGCUCUCUGUCAAGUGUGUAAGUAGCAGCUUACUGUCCCUUCCCAUCUGUUGUUACAAGUUGUCAUGGUUCCACAGUGAAAGACUGUACAAAGUCUGGUGUUCUCCCCUUCACUGAAACUGACUGUACUUAUCUAUGUUCUAGCUAAAAUAAUUGUUCAGCUUUCUCGCGUUCCAUGUAUUGUACUGUACAUGUUAGUAGUUUAGAAAGACUGUGGUGUGCAUAGUGUCUCUAUACCUGAGGGUAGGGUACAGUCACCCAGUAAUGGACAAUACUCUGCAUCAGUAGGUUAGCUCGUGUACAUACUCCAAAGCUUCCCCCAAUACGUUAGCUAGGCUUAUGUAUAGUAAAGUUAAGUUCAAAGCUGGUGGUAGGACUCAGAAAUUUAGUUGUUUAACGCUAGUUGCUAGACUUUAGAUAUCGUUUUGUCGUGUGAGUACUCCUUUGUAUGUGUAAAUUUAACACUAACAGUGUUUUAUUACUACAGUGUGUCAACAUGGGUAGUCGCAUUUCAGUAUUGAUGUUUUCUUGACAUUUUCUUAAAUCAAAUGUGUAGUUUUUUAUUUAAAACAAUUUUAUCCAUAAUUAACUCGUUUAAAGUACGUCAUAAUUAACUAAAUUAAUUGUUUUCUUCAUGCAUUAAGCUACGGUUGGAAUACAAUCAACUACACUACAGUUAAUGAAUAUGAGGUGUUUCUAUCGCCCUUUUUAUGAAUACACAGACGUUAUCAAAAUACGAUUCUCUUACUAGAAAUACUCGUACGGCCUUGAAUCUAAAGAAGUAGUGAAAUUACUGAUGCCUUAAAAUGCUGUUAUACAAGUUCAACAGAAAAUCAUUCUCAGCUGUUCAGGUAAUGGAUGACCAAUAGUGUAGUUUCCCAAGGGAAAUAGGAAAGUCAAUACAUGAGUUUAUCGGUUCUAGUAAAUAAUUCACUAAGUAAUAAUAAUUAUAAACAUGCACAAAACUAAUCAAAAAUUCAUUAAGUUUGUUAUACGUUUAGCAAUAUUAAUGAUUAUAAUGAGAACUAGUAAACUUGUAAUGUAUUUUUAAAUUAGGUUUGCAACUAUGAUAAUUUUAUUUAUAAUUGAAAAUAACUAUGGUUUCUAUAAAUGAGCCUUUCACGGAGCACGAGGACCAAAUGUACGUAUGUGCUCAAAUGUUUGUUUUCAUUAAUAAUGUCAGUUUAUUUUGUAUUGUAAGAUGGUGAAGAGAAAUAUGUUGAUAUAAAAAUAAAACGUUUAUAAUUAAAUGUAUUGCUUGGUUUUAGAUGGAAACACAGCUUAUUUUAAUUUAUUUUUCUCAGUAGCUUCGUUCAAAUAGGGGUUUCUAGCUAUUUAUUUAAUUAAAAAUAGAUAAUUGUAUAAACCGAGAUACUACUUUUAUAAACUUUGAUUGUAUUAACUAUGUUUAUAUAUUUAAUUUCUAUUGCUUUAUUUUGUGUGACAUUUACUAUGUAAUCAAACUGCAAUAAUGUAAUGGUAAGGAGCGUCUUUUGCCUGAGUGAUCUUCAGCCAUGUACCGUGUUUAUUGCGUUAUGGCGUAGAGUUGUAAUACAAUACUAUAAUAGAUGACUUUAUAGCAUAUCAGCGUUGUAAAUGAGCAGAUAUCAUAGUUAUGCUGUAGACGUGUAAUGAAGGAUAGGAAAAUAUAUUUUUACCCAAUAUCUACUGAUUAGUAAGUUUAGAUAUUGUUUAACGAGGAAUAUUCCGCUGCGGUAUGUUGAAGUUAUGCAUUGUUGGCAUUACGUUUGGGUUUUGUAGGUAAGCUAAGCUAAGUUACGUUUGAACAAAUUUAUACGCGGCGUAAACCAGCUUUCUUAAUGUGUGAUUCUAUGUUUUGCCAGAAGGUGGACAGAUAUUUCACGAUCUAUAUUUAUUCAUAUAGGUGUCUACGAAAACAAAAUGGCGUGACAUUCAAAAUCAGUUUGAAAUUCCUCCUGGUUGCUAGAAAGUCACGAUUUAUUUAACCACGUUUAUGAUCUCAGUAUUAAAGUUUUGUAAACGUAAAAACAAUAGUUUCGACUGAUAAAGAAUAAUAGUUGAACACUUUUAUAUCUUAAAAACACUAUAACAUUAAAUUUAGUGUAAUAGUACAAGAAAUAAUAAGAUUAAUUAGAUUGGUAGUUUUAUUAUUAGUGCUUCUUUAUUAUUACAUUAAGAACAUUUAAUUUAACAUAGUAAAAUCUAGUAAACAAUGCUCUUCUUUAAAUUAACUUCAGCAAAGUAAUUAAACCAAUCAGAGUUGGCCAUAGGUCGUUUAUGGCCAAUUAUUCUUAAAAAUUUAAUAUUGUACUUAUACACCUUUAUAAUUAAUUAUGUUUUGAGAGUUUAUACACAUUUCUUGUAUUGUAUUACCUUUAAAAUGUAUUAGCAGUUAAGAAAAUAAAUUAAUCUUUAUCCUACUUUAAAAAAUCGUAAAAAGGAAAAAUUAACAUUUCUCAACAUUUUCCAAUUAUAAAGAUCUGAAAGGAUAACAGGAUUUCGGACACGUGUCAUCUUUAUACGUUAAAAAAUGUAUGUCACAACGUUUCGAGGAUUGGAACCUAUCCUCUUCGUCAGGUUGGGGAGGUAUUAGUACAUACAAAAAUAAAGAACAGAAAGAAAAACGUAAAGGGAGGUAUUAUUUUCAUAUGGAGUAAUACCUAACCCACCAGACGAAGAGGAUAUAUUCCAAUCCUCGAAACGUUGUCUUACUGUUGUGUUUAAUACAUAACGAUGGCAAAUGUCCGAAAUUCUAUUAUUCUAUCAAAUCUUCCAACGCCAAUAUUUUUUUUAAAGAUCUCUUUUACAGGAAGUGAAACUAAUUACAGAAUAUUUAAGUAAAUUGCGUUUUCUAUGUAAUGUGAUCAAAGACUGUGGAUAAGUCAAUAACUUUGUAAUGGUUUAAACUUUGAUAUAGCGUCAUCAGCAGAUUCUAAAUAUUUUAACAAGUUCAUAAUACACUUCCCAUUCACGUUUAAAAUAUUUCCACACGUGGUUUUCCUUGAAAUUUUUCAAAUAUGUAUUUUGCACGGUCCGUUUUGUGUGGAGAACUUCCUAACAACAUGCAUGUCAAAAUGUACGUGUUAAAUUUAACUUUACAAAAAGUAGAACGUUUUAACCUUUUUGCACCUUUUUUAAAUAGUAGAGAACAUAAGUUGCUCAAUAUUUGAUUGAUUUUUUAAUUGUUAGUGUACAUUAGGCAAAUGUAUGCAACAACGUGGAUUAAAGUUACCUGCCCGUGUAUGUGGUACCGGAUCAUUAAUGGUCUAAUCUGAUCUAAUCUCCCAUAGUUCUUUAGACACCAGGCAACACAGCGUCGGUCCACCGUUGUGUCUAUAUGUAGUCUAGUGUAAACUGUAGCUUAGGCCUAACUCCUCCCCUUACAAGGUUGCAACCUUUCUCAACCGUGCCCGCUCGCUUCACUUCUUAAAUAUCAGUGACGUCUGUUCAGACGACAGGCAAGAUAUUUGUUACAGACUAUCAUUUUAUGAAGACCCACUAUCUUAUUUUUGAGAUUUCAGUGUUAAAAUUAUAAUUUUAAACUUCAAUUUCCAAACAGAUUACAAACACUUGUAAAGAUGGUCAAAGAUUAUUUAACAUGUAGAUGGUGAAACUUUUGGACAUUAAAAGAAACAUGAGUGUUCAAACUUGUAUGAUGUCCUAUUUAAUUUCAAUAAUUUUGUUUAGGCACAUAUUUUACAAAAAUGCUCAAAAUAAAAAUCAUAUAAAUACCUUCUUGGAUCUAUAUGAUUCAUGUGAUUGUGAUGUUCUAUAUGAUUGUGUGUCUUAUUUCCAAAAAUAUUACCAUAAGUUUUAUGAUACCAGUAUUUCCUUAAAAUUGAAUACUGAACCAUAUAACAUCUUAUACGAUGUUCUUAUAUGCCUACACUCUUAAGAGCCAGCUGUUUUGACGACCACCCCAUUUUAGCCCUAUAAGUACCAAGUUAAACUUCAAACAAUUUUACGACCUAAUUUUUAGUUAUACAAUUACGGAAAGUGUCUUACUUAAUGAUGUAAUUAGCCAAUUUACUUUUAAUUUUUAAUUGGUUGUUUUUAAAUGUCUCAAACCCUUUUGUACUUCAUCGUUGAACAAUUCGAAAAGUAUACACUUUAGAAGAAAAUAAAAACAGAGUUUAAAUGGAUAAUAAUUAUUUGUUUAAAAUGAGAGACGUGUUCCUUAUUUAUACUAACUAAAAUAAGGUGGUAAAUUGUUUGAAGUAUAUAAUUGUUCUUAAGGGGAAAACUAAAGGUCUUUUCACCACAGCCUAAAUCCACACUUAAGUGAACAUAUGACUUCGGUGAAUCGGUUAAACAAUCGAAGCACUAUAUUCAUUUAGGAUCUAUAACGUAUUUUAAAGUAUUCUAAUAUUAUAUCCUGAUAGUGGAAAUAAAUUCCAAAUAUUUUACUGAACUCAUUUUUUAUCAGUAAAAAAGUUUUCAUUUUCAGCACUGGGUUUGAGUAAAAAUAUGUUCAAAAUAUUUAACUGACAACAACAAACAAUAACACACUUACUUAUUACAUGUAAGUGUAUGUUGUACAAACAUUAGAAAUUAUACAAUUUCAAUCUAAACCGUUUUAUUUGUUAUUUACAAAAUAACAUAAUUAAACAAAUAAAUUGGUUAGGGUAUAAUUUAAAAAAUGAUUGAAUAUUUUUGGUAUUCCGAGUUUUUUUUCAAAGUUUGGUACUUUUUGAGUGGUAUGUUAACGUGAUGGUUAUGAAAGAACUGGGUUUUCGUGGGUCAAGGUUAAUAUAAUGCCAAAUAAUUCUUGAACCUGUCACAACAUUUUCAUAACAAAAAUUAUAAGUUUACUUCGAGACUCAAUAAACCCAUACAUAUAUUUUGUUGUAAGAUAGUUCUUCUUCUUCAUACUCGAAAUCAUUUCAAGAACCCCUCUCCUGAAAUAUGUAGCAGUUUGCCCGAGCUGUACGUGCAAUGUGGGAAGGUUGCAACGCCCCUCCGCUUUGUACGUAGUGAACUGUACGUUAUCGUGAAGGUGGCCUGCUUUGUGCUAGUCACUCAUUGUAUAUUCCAGUGUUAUAUAUUAUAAGGAUUAUAUUUUCGUCUGCUCUGUGUAUAUACUGUAUCGUAAAUGAGUGUAUCUAAUGUAUUUUGCUGAUCUGUAAACUACCUAUCAACAUGAUUAUUAUAGGGUAUACAUAUUAUAACGAUGUUAAUGUUAUCAUAGGUCUAGACUGUGUACAUCUUGUUAUGUAUAAUAUCUUGUAGUAUGAUUUGGUUAUGUUUGGUUCUAAUAUUGAGCUCUCCAGGCACGCCUGGGCCGGGUGACAAUGGUCAGUAGAUGUAAGUUGUUGUCUAAUUCUGUUUGCAGAUGAUUAAAAUUCUAUAAGAAAAA